AUGCCUGCCCAGAAGAGAACCUCUACUGAUAUGAUGGAUCCUGCGAUCGUUACUGGCCCUGAUAAAGAGAAUCAGCCAGCGGCAGGAACAGCAUCACCGUCUGGAAAUACGCAGAAAAGCUGCGACGAGAUUCGGCAGGAUAUACGCGAUUUCAUCGCUUCAGGACAGAUGAACGCCAACGAGUUCCAGCGCGCAAUUGACGUGUCCCCGCGGUCACUUUCUGAGUUCCUGAGCCAGGAGGGCGUCAAGGGCGCCCGGUCGGCGACGUAUAAGAACGCCUUGAAGUUUUUUGACAGCCGGAGCGGAGGACCUGUCGUGCCUGCCCCGAAGAGGGCGAAGAAGAAUCAGCCAGCGAGUCCGGCUGCGGUUGAUCUUUCGGGUGUUCACUUGGAUGGAGAUGAGGAUGGGAGUGUGCAGGUCUUUGAGACGUGCGAUGUGGUGAGGAGGAAAAUCCGGGCGCAUUCGCGUAAGACCGGAGUGACGCAGGCGGGCUUCAUGAGAGAGGCUGCGAAGACGGCGUACCCGCAGGGUACGAAGAGGCUGAAUGCGAAUUCGUUCGGGGAGUUUCUCAAGAAGAAGGGCCCUACCGCUGGGAGCUCAGGGGCGGUAUUCUAUGCCUCGUAUGUGUAUUUUGAGAAGUUGAGGAUCAAAAAUGGAAAGCCGAAGGACGCCUUUAGACUUGAGAUGGAGAAGCUCUGGCCGAAUGGCUUCGAGCUUGAGAAUGUAGCUAACGGGAGGAUGUGGUGUGGUCCCAAUGUGAGACCCUGGGUUGACAUAUAUGGGAAGGUGCACUUUUCGUGACUGUGACUGACGGCUCGUUUGCGGUCCAUCUUGUUUGGAAUUGUGUGUU
This is a messenger RNA of Aspergillus neoniger CBS 115656, 850 nucleotides long. RefSeq lists its product as uncharacterized. The coding region runs from base 1 to 801 and encodes 266 amino acids. The record is from RefSeq and is a predicted model, not a curated record. The transcript has 2 exons. Lineage: Eukaryota; Fungi; Ascomycota; Eurotiomycetes; Eurotiales; Aspergillaceae.